Messenger RNA from Ctenopharyngodon idella (grass carp), 5691 nucleotides. It is a transcript of the gene tbcb, whose product is annotated as tubulin folding cofactor B. The record is from RefSeq and is a predicted model, not a curated record. Gene Ontology annotation, biological process: cytoplasmic microtubule organization; tubulin complex assembly; post-chaperonin tubulin folding pathway. The transcript has 8 exons. The coding region runs from base 241 to 981 and encodes 246 amino acids. Gene Ontology annotation, molecular function: microtubule plus-end binding; alpha-tubulin binding. Gene Ontology annotation, cellular component: microtubule plus-end; cytoplasm; nucleus. NCBI's taxonomy places the organism in Eukaryota, Metazoa, Chordata, Actinopteri, Cypriniformes, Xenocyprididae.
CAAAGGUAAAUAUGGGUGGGCAGAAUCUUCCAGAAUCAUCUAGCGGUGUGGUCUGUGACGGAAGAUAUUUUCAUUAGAGCUAAAACAAAGUAGAUAUUCGUUUUUGGGGUUUGAAUUCUGAAUACAGGCCUUAAAAUAUUGUAUCGCGUGUAACUGAUGAUAUCUGAAGCUGACUGAAGCAGUGAAUAAAGCGAAGAUCUUGUCACCUCGAUCACACUAGCAGCAUCAGAGACUUUGAAGAUGGACGGGAGUGUGACAGUCAUCACCAACCCGACCGUGUCCGUGCGGGUGACCAGCACCGUCAGCUCCUUCGAGGUCAACCGGAGAUUCAACCGCGGCAUCACGAUCGCAGAGUUCAAGAGUAAACUGGAGCUGAUUGUGGGCACCCCAGCUGCCUGUAUGGAUCUUGAUCUAUUCAGCACUUCAGACAAGUUCUUACAGAAGCUAGACAACAACGAAGCCCUGCUCGGCUCCUAUCAUGUGGAUGAUGACUGCAGAAUACAUGUGACAGACCUCAGUGGUGCGAAGAGCGGAGAGUUCACUGAUUUGUCGAAGGUGGAGAAAUUUGAGAUCUCUGAUGAUGCCUAUGAAAAAAGGGCAGAUUCGAUACGGAGCUUCAAGAAGAAUAUGAAGUUAGGUCGUUUUAAUGAGGAAAACAGGGCCAAACAAGAAGAGGCUCUUGCUAAGAAAGAAGAGGAAGAGAAGGCAGCGGCUGAAGCCAUCGCUGUUGGAAACCGCUGUAAAGUUGAGGUUCCUGGGCAACCCACCAAGAUUGGCACUGUUAUGUUUGUGGGUACGGUAGAUUUCAAGCCAGGCCACUGGAUUGGUGUGAAAUAUGAUGAGCCGCUUGGGAAGCAUGAUGGCAGCGUCAAUGGGAAAAGUUACUUUAAAUGUGAGCCAAAAUAUGGCGCCUUCGUGAAGCCGCUUUCAGUAACUGUGGGAGACUUCCCUGAAGAGGACUAUGGUUUGGAUGAGAUGUAAGACUCACUUGAUGAGCAGUCAGAAGCAUCUGAAGAAAGAUCCUCUUUCUUCAAGUCGUUUGACUCCAUGCAGUGAGACAUUGCUGCAGUUGAAGGUUUUUUGUCGUCAAUGCAGAUCAUUUUGUUUUAUGCUGGUCUGGAAGAGAUCAGCGAAAAAUUCUACUUUAAUUUCCUGCAGGCAAACUCAAGAAAUGAUCUUAAACGCAUCUGUGCCCUGGCGACUGGAACUAGCUAGUAAGGUAAAAUUGAGAACAUCAGUCGAGGUCAGAGUAAAAAAAAAUCUAGUUGAGCUCUAAGAGCGUUCGCUUGCAUGUUGAAUGUUCGUUAUUGAAUUCCUAAGUUCUGCAGCUAAUUUGAGGCCAGGCCGAAUCAUUUUACUUCAAACUAAACCAACUAACCACAAUAGAAAAUUCUUCACAUUUUUGCAAUUCUGUACACGCUGUAUCGUAUAAAUGUCUCAUUCCUCCUUUUUCUGCAGCCUACGACAUUCACAUCGUCAUGACUGUAUUUAGGGUCUCGGUCCCUCAUUCCUAGGCACUUUAGUGAUUAGCUCACAAAUGAGUUGUGUAAUAUAGAAUUCUGUGGCCUCAGUUUUCCAUGGUUCUGUAUUUUCAGUGUAAAUUACAGAAAUGUGACAAGAAUUCUUGCCUUUUUUUUUUUGUGAAAAUUGGCAUGUAACCUUUUUGAUGCAUGUCAAAUUCACAUUUAACAGAAAAGCCUUGUUUUUAUGGAAUUCUGUGUUUAGCAAAAUCUCUGUAUGUUUCAAAUAAAUCAAUGUACCAAUUUUGGACAUCCUGCAGACAUAUGCCCAAAUUGUCUUUCUUCUUAAACUGCCUUAAUAUGCAUUAUGGGACAUGUUGCACUGAAAAACACUGCCCUAAAAUCUUGAUAGCUCGUAGGUGAUGAAAAGCAUUUUUGUUUUUGGUCCACAUGAAGUGAUUGGUUUCAUAUGAAUGUCAGUAGCUACACUACUUUAACAAAUCAAUGCAGACUUAAAAGUAGAAAUGUUUGACACUAGACUAGACGCAAACAUUGAUUGUUGGAGAUAGACGUGCUAGAAAACUGCUAGCAUCUCUUUCUCCGUUCACUCCAUGUUUUUGUCUUGAUUUUUAAAUGUGUAAACAUUCUUAAAUCAAGAUACACUUUGAGAAGCAAAAUGAUUUAAAAUAUUAAGUCUUGCUUUCUGAGAAGAAAAAGUUUCAAAAUGAAGUGGGUAAGAAUUUAUCAUUCAUGGAAUUUCACUUAUUUUUGGUAUUGUAUUACGAUUUUUUUUUUUUUUUUUUUUUUUUUUUUUUGAUGGUUGCAGAAAUAAAAAGAUUUUCAAAUCACUGUCAUUCUUGCUUGCACAUUAUUACUUUAAGAACUUUCAAACAAGCAUCAGCUUGACAACAAUCCUGAGAUACCCAGCAGCGGUGGGCUGUUUUAGAGCACAAACACCGACACAUAUGCAGACCAAACCUCCAGAAAGCACCACCUAGUUGACAGUUUCAGUCGCUGGAUAUUAAAGUCUAACUUAGGCUUAUAUAUAAUUCAUAAUUUUUCUCUUAAUUACGUCAACGAGAAGACAGACUCGGAGAACUGAGUUUUUUUGUUUGUUUUUUAGCUCGUCAUGACUCGUUUGGAGUGAGACUGUAGGACUUUAGUUUAUUGGUAAAGAAAAUGAAUCGCUGUUUGUGUUUAACUUUAAUCUUCAUUAAAUCCUGUCUGGUUUUGUCGUCGGACAUGAGAGAUGUCCAGGCUCAUCGAGCUGAAGGAGAGACAGUGAGUGGAUCAAACAUGUCUAACUAUUCAACAUUACCUCCCAAAUCUGAACCAAUCACCCCAUCUGUGAACACUGAGCUCAUCACAACAAAGAGCAAACACCUGAUUUCUGCAUUUACAUGUACAGUCUGAUUUCCUACAUUGAUUUGUUGCACUUUUUCAUCACACGUGGUUUCCUUCAUUAAAGAGUCAAGUUUACAUUUUACAAAUUAAAAAUUAUAUUCAACAGGCGUUCCUCCUAGUAUCCCAACAGCAGGUCCUCGGUUCCAUGCGGGUAGUUUCAUUGGCGGUAUGAUGCUGGCCUUUAUCAUCAUUCUAGCCGUCACUCUGGGCUACAAGGUGGCCUGCUCUCAACGGGAGGUGCGUUACAGAGCCAUGUGAGUAUCAUCAGAGCACUUUCAUGAGGUGUGUUUGACUGUCCAAAUUCAGUGAUAGGAUGUCCUACCUGCCUGUCAACAUAUGUAUUUCCAUACCUCCGCACACCCUGCUCAUGCAGACAUCACACGUCAUCAGUGCGUUCUGUAAGGCUAUGCAGAGUUGUAGACAGACGUCAGUCACAGAGUGCCACAAACAGCAGCCGCCUUUUACAGUUCCUCCUGAACCAAAACAAUGAGCUUAUGCUGCGUUCACGCCACAUCGUAACCAUAAUUACGAGAUGGCAACCAGUGACGUUCUACCGGGAGCUGUUCACAUCCUCAGACUCGGAUUUUUGCGGUUUUAUGUCAACACUAUCAACGCCGAAAUGAAUCUGCAGCAGUCAGGUGAUACAAGUCAAAUCUCUGUAAGCUGUUUACAUUCAUUCAUUUUUGUAAUAUUAUGUGCUUUGAGACAUGAGGUAAUUUAACGCAGUCUCUCGUCUCGUGAUGCUUUGGAGACUCUGUGCACGUUCAUGUGUUUUGGAGGAGGUGUGGCUUUGGAGAGAGAACUCUGAAGUAGGGGUUGACCGUUUAUCGGCGCCGAUAUUAAGCAUUUUUAUGGUUAUCGGUAUCAGUCAUUUUCAAAAUCGAUUUGCCGAUAAAAUAAUUUAAUUUUGAAAUGUGCUAUUUGGCUCUGAUGCAGCCAUCUCUGUUGGAACUCAUUUGUUGCUUGUUGUUGUUUACUUUAAUUUUUACAAAAUGUUUACAGAAUGUUGCUGGGUGCUCCUUGCACUUUUAAUGUUAUUAUCAAUAUUAAUGUUAUUAUUAACAGUUCUUAAAAUUAAAGAUUUGUUUAAAAGCAUUUAAAGCAAGUUUUUGUUAGAGCCCUUGUUAUUCUUAAUUUUGACAUUAAUUUUAAUUUUUACACCAGACAUAUAUAUAUAUCGGUUUAAAAUAUCGGUUAUCGGUUUACUUGAUCUGUAAUAAUCGGUAUCGGCCCUGAAAAGCAUAUCUAUCGAUCCCUACUCUGAAGGGAGGGUGCGAUCUCAUGCUUUCAAAGCUAGCUAUUGCUCUCAAAGCACAUAACAUUACAAAAAUGAACGUAAACAACUUACUCUUACAGACUGCUACAGAUUCAUGUUGGCGUUGAUAGUGUUGACAUAAGCUAGAAACGCAUAAAUCCGAGUCUGAGGACGUGAACCGGAGCGGGUAGAACUUCACGGGUUGCUAUUUUGUAAUCACGGUUCCGACAUGGCGUGAACGCAGCAUAAGCUUGUUGUUUUGGUUGGGGAGGAGCUGUAAAGUUGGCUGCUGUUUGUUUGUGGCACUCGGUGACUGACGUCUGUCUACAACUCUGCAUAGCCUCCUGAAACAUGCUGAUGACGUGUGAUGUGUUUAUUCUGACACCAUCAGUUUGGCUAAUGCUCACAAAUCUGUUUUUAUAACAGUAAAUGCUAUUUUAAAUGUAUUCGUAUAAUGUUAUAUUGUCAUGUUUAUCGAAAUAAAACGGAUUAAAAAAAAUAGAUCCCACUUUAUUGGUAUUUAAAUAGUAUGUUGAACUUUAUUCUUGUACAUACAGGCGCUGUAUUUUCUGCUGCUACAUAAAAACGCCCGAAAUGUCUGUGUGUUCUAUUCUGCUUCAUCUCUGAUACACACAGCCGAAGUCGAACACACCUUUUGUUUUUUGCAGUGUUUUUACAUUUACAUAAUUGCUCGUUUAAAAAAACAUGAGGAUAUCCAGAUAUGAUGUGAUGAGUUUGUAAAUCAUGUACCUACUUCUCAAUUAUGUAUUACACAAGCCAUGUUUUAUAUAUGUUCAUAAUAAUAUAACCUUGCAAAUAUAUAUUUCAUGUCAUUCAGUGAGGAACAUGAUGCCAUCAUUUAAAAUGGAGCCGCUGAGGAAAUACAGAUCAAAACAUCAUGAUCUGAAGAGAAAGUUUUCACCUUAACAUGGUUAAUAUGCAUAUGAAAGUGUAUGAUGUGUUUGAUACAUUUUAUAUUUUAAGCUUAAAUAGGUUGUCCUCUUUUAGCAGCAAUUUUUACAUUUUAUUAGUGAAAAUUUGAACUCAAAUGUAUUUGUGAUUUCUUGUCUAAUUUAGUAUUUGUACUUAAACUAGACUAUCUAUACUAGUGUGUAAAAUAUGAACCUGUUAAAGUCUUUUUAAAGAGAUAUGAGAGAAAUUAUUUUGACUAUCUUUUAGUGUUGUUCAGGGAAUUAAAAAAAAAAGUUUAUGGUAUUUUUUUUUUUUUUAUAAAAGUUGGUUUUCCUAUAGUAUAUUUGAAAUGUAUUGAUAGUUUCAUGUACGGUAGUGAAAAUGAUCCAAUAAAGUGGUUUAGUCUAAUGCUGUGGGCUGCAUGUUGUACAUUUUCCUCACACACAAUUCACAAUAAAUGUCUAAUAAUAUUGUUUGCUCAUAAUGCAUGAAACGUCACAAGUAUCCGAUAAAAGACAGUAUCUACCAAAGUAUAUACUUUAUUCCAGGCCAAUUUUAAAGUAAUAUGUAAAGAAGAUAUAAUGUAACAGAACUUAAGGUUCUAAGGUACAUGCACAUACAUUGAUUAAAAAAAAAAAAAAAAAAGAAAAAACAAACAAA